Molecule: messenger RNA, 2244 nt
Organism: Ustilaginoidea virens
Lineage: Eukaryota; Fungi; Ascomycota; Sordariomycetes; Hypocreales; Clavicipitaceae
Exons: 2
Coding region: 1-2244 (747 amino acids)
Biological process (GO): rescue of stalled cytosolic ribosome; ribosome-associated ubiquitin-dependent protein catabolic process
Cellular component (GO): RQC complex
Molecular function (GO): protein binding
Source: RefSeq, a predicted model, not a curated record
AUGUCGAGCAGACAACUGCGCAGACUUCAGCAGCAAAAGGAGACGGAGAAAUCCCAGCAAGAGGGUGGACCCGAUUCUGACGAGACUGGGGGGGACGCCGAUGAACCGGGACAAACGUCAAUAAAAUCCCGACCGAACCUCUUCGCAGCGUUGGGUGCCGGUGACGACGACGGCGACGACGGCGACGACGGCAACGACGAUGACGACAACGACGAUGACGGAGACGACGACGGCGGCGACGUUGGCAAAGAUGUGGAAGCGCGAUUGACGGAAUCGCAAAGCCUCGAUAGUCCAGCUCGAGCUACAUCAAGCGCCCAGAAGAGCAAGCAGAAGAAGAAGAAGAAGAAGAAGAAGGCCAAGACCAAGACCAAGACCAAGACCAACGAGACCAAACCCCCCGCCAUCGACCAAGACCAAGACCAAGAUGAGGAUGAGAUCGACAAAGCAAUCAAAGAGCUGAGGCCGGACUCGACUGCCGCAAGCGGUAAUUCGGCGCCGGACGUCCAAGGCUGCGGGAACACCCUUGGCCCGCGGAAACGACUGAACCAGCUACUCUCCAUCAACCCGCACCAUCUUCGAGCCAUCAACGAGAUGCGACAUCUGUUUGGACGAGAGAUUAUAGAGUCGGCCAAUGCAGAGGAGCAACAGGAAGCCACCAACCGGCGCCGACAGCGGACGCCGCAGCACGUUGACCUUGAGACGUUUCUACGUGAGCCACCAGGGGCCAAGAAGUUGCCCGAGGUGUCGCUACGGCGCAACGUAUUCAUCCAGGGACGAGAACACUGGCCGCGCCAGUCGGCGGGUGGGCUGACCCUGAAGGAGAUGGGGAAAUCCGACCACGGACUCGCAAUUGAAUAUGCCUACGUCCAUGAAAAGGAAUACGACAUAAUACAGGCCUUUUUCUUUGCCUCUGUGCAGUUGGGUGAUCCCAUGCGCAUGGUGCAUUUGCUCAAGGAACGCCCAUACCACGUUUCAACGCUGCUGCAAGUCAGCAGUGUCGCGAAGCAGGACCAGAACAUGUCCCUAGCAGCCGAACUAUGCGAAAGAGCUCUGUUCACGUUUGGCAGAGUCACAACAUCGGCGUUUCGAAGAGACAUUGAGCAGGGAAGGGCGCGGCUCGACUUCCGACGACCAGAGAACCGCCAAUUCUGGCUGGCUGGACAUCACUACCUGCGCAGCUUGAUCCGCAAGGGAACGUAUCGCACCGCGCUCGAGUGGGCCAAGCUCCUGUUCGCCCUGGAUCCCGGAGAUCCAUACGCCAUGAGGCACUACAUUCACUUCCUGGCUCUUCGCGCGUACGAGUCGAAAUGGCUGGUUGACUUCCUCCAACAACUAGAGAGCCUCGGCAGCUUUCCGGACAUGGUGUACCUGCGGCAGAGCUUGGUCUUGGCCAAGCUGCAAACCGGCGAGGUGGAAAGCGCACGCGAACUGCUCAAGCACGGAGUGCAGACCGUUCCCUGGCUUUACUGCGCCUUGUUCCAGGAGUUGAAUCUCGACGCGCCACCGUCCAUCUGGGGCAUCAGCCCAGCAUGCGACACCAGGACGUUUUGGACCAAGUUGUACUUGCACCAGGCCAAAGACCUCUGGAACAACGCGCAAGCGACGAAGCUGCUGCAGGACGUGACGGCAACUCUGGACCGGGUGGACGUGAGCCGUCUUGCGCAGGAGGACGGCGCCGUUGACUUGGGUUCGGUAAGGUUAGCAUACCUGGAAGGUCACACGUCCCUGCUGGCCGCAGCGCCGCGACACCUUCUGGACGGACAACCCAAUUACGAGUUCGAUCCUCUUCCGCCGGCCGAAGAGGACAACAUAUUCACCGGUCAGGGGACUCGCUUGCCGUGGCGAGGGCGGGGCGAGCAAGCGCAAGGCCUGGCGAUCGACGACGAGCUAAUGGCCCGCAUGCAGAACCGGCUGGUUCGGCUGGGCGCGCGUGCGGGAGCAGCAGCCGCUGCUGCGCCCCAAGGAGAUGCAGGAUUUCUGGGCAUGAACCACCUUGGCGCGGACAACGACGACGACGACGACGAGGAGGCAGUCCUGGCGCUACGAGCGGCAGAUGACGAAGAGUUGCAAAGAGACAUUGAGGCUCACCUGGGCCGGGACGCUGGACAGGGCAUCGUGGCAACGGUCCUGCAAAUGCUGGGGUUCGGUCGACAGACGGCUAGAUCAGGUGAGGAUGAGACGCUGCCGGAAGGGGAAGAGGACGUGCCACCUGGGGCCUGGCCAGAAGACGGACGGACCGAGUGA